GAAGGCAACCAAGAAGGAAAAAAAAAAAAAACGCCCGCGAGAAUCAGACAACGGCAACAACGAUCACUGCAGUGGUGGACAACAGGUGGGCAGACCGGGAAUUUGAAGUCUUCCGUAGCGACGGAGGAAAGUAAAAGGGCAUGAUCAUCCUUUUCCCCCCAGCCUAAACUAAUUCGUCAAUGGCGUUCGUGGCAAACGGCUGGAGCUGCAGUGCAGAGAAAAGCGGAGGAUGUAAACACAUUGCCGUCAUUGGGGUUGCCAGGCAACCAGCCACCUGGUUGUUGCUGGUGGCGGGUGCUUAUCAAUUAUCAAUCAGUCCCCAUCAGCUGAUUGAUCGCUCUGAUUUUUGUGAUGUAUGCAGAGUAAGUGGAUAUCUUUCCCCUCCUUCUUGUCAUCAUUUGGGCACCAUCAUACAAUGUAGUAUCGACAAUAGAUUCCAAUGUGAUACAACAGUUUUUCUUUGCUUUUUGCUUUUCUUCAGAUCUUAUAUGAUCGGGCCUAGCAAUGCAAGACGAAUACAUCGGGUGUUGGUGUCUCCACACAGGGAAAAAUUUGAGAUGGUUGGAAACCAGCUGAGAAAAGCCAUAAAAAAAAAAGAAAAAAGAAAAAAAAGGAAAAGAAGAAAAAUGAUACAGGAGUCACUCCUCUUUGCUGGGUAUGAAAUCAAUUAUUGUAUCCAGGUUCCAAUAAUUGAAGAGAGCAUACAUGAACUUUGUGCAAGGGGAAAUCGGGUGGGAUUAGAUAAGCCGCCAGGUCACGGGACAAGUCAUAGUGAGCAUAAAUUCCUGCCAAGGCAGAUCCGCUUUCUUGGAAAGUCUUGGGCGUGGGGGUUACAACAUUAUAAAAGUAUCUCUAGAUCUAUAUAGUAUCAAACAGGUCAUCAGUUGGUUUGGAUCUCUUACUCCUCUUGCGUAGUCAGGUAAUUUUAGCGGAGAAUGACUUUUUCAUCUUCCUCAGUCUUCCCUCAGGAACAUGCUGAAUAAGAUAGACCCGUUUCUCUCUUCGCUCGCCUCCUGAGAAUAGGCCAGUGCUAGUAAGAUGCCGUCAUGGUCACAGAUUGAUCUUGUUUUCCUCCUUCUCUGCCAGGGUACUCAUACACUUUCCAACCCGGCUGAAGGACU
Aspergillus pseudotamarii is the source of this 1121-nucleotide messenger RNA. RefSeq lists its product as uncharacterized. NCBI's taxonomy places the organism in Eukaryota, Fungi, Ascomycota, Eurotiomycetes, Eurotiales, Aspergillaceae. The record is from RefSeq and is a predicted model, not a curated record. The transcript has a single exon. The coding region runs from base 180 to 866 and encodes 228 amino acids.